UUACAGUAAACUAAGAUAUAAGAAAAAACUAGUAUAUUAAUAUUCAACAUUAUUUUUAUUAAGUUCGACUGAUGCUUUAAAAAACUGGCGAUUUUUUAAAUAAUUAAUUCAGUAUUUAAUUAUAGUUUUGUUAUAUAAUUUAUUGAACUAUUGUAGAUCUAUAUUUAAUUAUUUUUUUGGAUGGAGUUUACGUCGCACGAACACUGUGAUGGUCAAUGGCGACAUUUCAGCAUUACUGAUAGAGGAAUACCACAGGAGCCCUUUUGUGCAUUAUUUCAGUGACAAACAUUCACCUGAGUAGAACCACUGAUGGUCGGAAUGCUAGUUGCACUAAAAUAUCUGAAGUCCCUAGCGGGAUUCGAACCCAGAUUGGAGAGAGGAUCGUCAUAUCUACACGACUGUGAUAUCCGAUUUAUGAUCCCAAUUUACCUCAUUGUGAGCGGGCUUGCACCGCUAUAUUUCACAAAACUUAUCUGCGGAGGUGAUGAUAGCAGUGACUGCUCUUUAUGGCAGAUAUGCUGGUCAAUCGCUGGAUUCUUAUUUUGUCUUGCCUGGCUUAUAUGCGGUUCGGUAUGGGUGUACCCUACUUAUAGCACUGUGAUGGCAGAAGACUUCAGACCGUGUACCGACACAAUAACAGAAAAUUGUUCUUAUGGAACUUGUGACACAGUAAUUAUCAAAUUUGCAUUUGCCAUGGUCACGCUUGAUUGGAUUUUUCUGGUGCUUAUGAUAGUACUUUUUAUUUGGGCAAUGUUUUCAGAUAAAAGUGAUAAAAAUUGAAAACAUUCGAAUUUUGGCUUUCUUAUGAAAGCAAUGUAUGAAGACAAAAUGAAACGCUUUGGUGAAAUAUGAGUUCAAAGGUAUAUACAUGUAUUACAAGGUUUUUUUUUACAGAAAUUAAUUUCUAGUUAUCUGCCCUUGAAUUUGAAAAUUUCUUUAAUAUCUGAAGGACAGGUAAUUCACAGUUUCUCGUAGGAUGAUCAAAAAUUUGAGCCGCGUCACGACAAAACCAACAUAAUGUGUUUGCGACCAGCAUGGAUCCAGACCAGCCUGCGCAUCCGCGCAGUCUGAUCAGGAUCCAUGCUGUUCGCUUACAAACCCUAUUACAAGUAGGGAAACUGAUAGCGAACAGCAUGGAUCCUGAUCAGACUGCGCGGAUGCGCAGGCUGGUCUGGAUCCAUGCUGGUCGCUAACCCAAUAUGUUGGUUUUGUCAUGACACGGCUCAUUUGUUUUUCAUGUACAUUUUACAUGUAGCUGACUUCCUUUCGUGGGACUGAAAAAUUUAAAAAAAACUGCUUUAGGGUAUUUUUUUUAUUGUUCUUCUUUUCAAGUGAAUGGCCUAUAAUAAUGAAAUGUCAUCAAUAGACCUUUUUACAAUACGAUUCUUCCAUAGCAACCAAUGUUGCAUUUCGCGCAUGCGCAUUCUGCGUAGGACAAAAGCGCAAUAAAAUUGACAACAAUGUAUGAUACUUUAAGGCUUUAAUAGUCGUUAAUAGCUUUUAGUAACGGACAUAAUAACAAACCACGUAAAAUUAUUCAUAAAUGUUAUUGACAAGUGUGAGAUAUAUAAGCCAACACAACAUAAUUAUAUCUAUAUAGCAAUUAAUAAAAUGUUCUAGAACAAAAUAUUAAUAUUCAUCAUACAAAAUUUCAUAGGACCUAAGACCUUUGUCAACCUUUUUCCCCCCGAAUAAUUGUUUCAUAAGAAUAUCCAAAUGACACAAUUCUAUUGUUUUUAUUUGUAUUUGAAAUAAUUUUGGAAAAUAUUCCCAUUGUAGACCAAUCCACUUUAAACCUAAGCCAAUUUUCUUUACAAAAUGGUAUAUUUUUAAUGAAUUUUCAGUCAUUUGACGUUGAAAAAAAAAUGUAACAAAAACGUUUAAUGGAACGAAAUUUUGUAUUGUGACAAUGGAUAAAGUAAAAAAGUAACCAGAAGAAAAAGUAAGGUAUGCAAAACCUUUAUGUAAGUUAACUUCCUUUGACAUCACUGAAAUUUGCAAAUUCAAGGGCAGAUAAUUAUGUUGUACAUUUUUCAUUCUGCCUUAAUGCCUUUAUCAAGUAUAGCCUUAAAGUUCCUAGUACCAUUGUCAUAUUGUUGUUUUUGGCUUGUAAGACAGACUGAGUCAGGACCGCGGCAACAGCAUCGACAUAGGCGGUAUAUCGAUAUAGGAGGUAUAUCCAUAUAAACGAUUUCUUUUUAAGAGGAGUUUACUGUAGAUGGAUUAUCUUGCAUUAUUGAAAUGUUAUACAGGUAAUUUUACUCACGUGACUUGAGGUGUACGGACAGAGAAAGUGAGCAUUGUUGGUAUAUCAGUUGAGUAAAUGCCUCUACAGAAUUAAGCAUAUCAUAAUUAUGUUACCAUACAAGAGUAUGAAAUUGAUACAUAAAAUAUGCCUUAGAUUUUUUACCUUUUGCUUAAAUAAAUUAUUUGAAAAUUCUCAA
Messenger RNA from Ruditapes philippinarum (Manila clam), 2444 nucleotides. Its product is annotated as transmembrane protein 272-like. Lineage: Eukaryota; Metazoa; Mollusca; Bivalvia; Venerida; Veneridae. The coding region runs from base 310 to 780 and encodes 156 amino acids. The transcript has 3 exons. The record is from RefSeq and is a predicted model, not a curated record.